GGAGUGCGCAUUAGAAGGAAUAAACGACAUGUGUAUCGGAGAUUUUGAUUUCGGAUUUCUUUUCGGAGAACAAGAAGAAGUUCUUAAAACUGAGCCACCCUCAGAAACCCCCGAACCACAGGGGAGGUUUGCAAGACCUAUAACCGAUAAGGAAAUAAAGCUUCUCAUGGAGGAUCAGGAGUGUAAGAAUACCAAAUCAAACACGAGGUGGGCAUUAGGCGUUUGGAGAAAGUGGCGGGAGGAGAGAAAUAAACUUUCGUCGAAUACCGGUGAGUUUAUUCCAGAAUUUUCUGCAAUGGACGCUACUUGUAUGGACUAUUGGUUGCAAAGAUUUGUCGUUGAGGUUCGCAAUCAAAAGGGGAAUGAAUACACGCCCAAAUCGUUAUAUUAUCUUAUGUGUGGUUUGCUGCGACAUUUGCGUGAUAUUGAAAUAUUUGGAAUGAACUUUCUUGACCAUAAUGACAAUAGAUUUGCACGGACACGUAAAGUACUCGACGCCCGAAUGAAAAGCCUCGUAGCCCAGGGGAUAGGAACGACUGUGCGACAGGCCGACCCAAUACUGCCAGAACAAGAAGAUAUUCUAUGGGAAAAAGGUGUGCUGGGGCAAAAUUCCGCCAUUUCCUUACAAAACAGUUUUCUUCUAUGCCUGUAAAGUGUUUGGGCUUCGUGGAUGUGAUGAACAUCGUCAGCUCAUGUGCGAACAGUUCAAACUUGGGUCUGACGCACAGGGGAAAUUCAUUCAGUUUGUGGGCAGACAGAACAAGACGUACCAGGGAGGACUACGUCAAAUGCAACUGAGCAACAAAAACAUAAAGCAUUACUGUCAGCCAGGGGAUCGAAGUCUUUAUGGAAUUUUCGAUUUGUAUCUGACAACAUUGGGCAACAAUGGACUCUUUUACCGAAAGCCUUUACCUGGUCCCGAGAUCCGAUAUGGUACUCAAGCACUUGGAAUUAACAAGCUCAAGUCGAUGAUGAAGGAAAUGUGCGCGGCUGGUUGUUUAACAGGCAGCUUUACAAACCUCUCUGGUAAGAGAACCUGCGCAACUCAGAUGUACUUGUCCGGAAUUGAUGAGCAAGAUAUAAUGACUCGUACAGGUCAUCGUUCGGAGAAAGUUGUCCGAAAGUACAAGAGAUCGUCUGAUAAAAUACUUGAAACAGUUCCGUAUUGGAACCGCCCGCACCAAAGAAGAGCAAAGUUGUGUAUAAAAGUGAUACAUGAAGGUUCUCAGAAUUUGAUGAUUUUCCACACAUAG
This is a messenger RNA of Saccostrea echinata, 1253 nucleotides long. RefSeq lists its product as uncharacterized. Gene Ontology annotation, biological process: DNA recombination; DNA integration. Gene Ontology annotation, molecular function: DNA binding. The coding region runs from base 693 to 1253 and encodes 186 amino acids. The record is from RefSeq and is a predicted model, not a curated record. NCBI's taxonomy places the organism in Eukaryota, Metazoa, Mollusca, Bivalvia, Ostreida, Ostreidae. The transcript is spliced from 2 exons.